This is a messenger RNA of Rangifer tarandus platyrhynchus (Svalbard reindeer), 1518 nucleotides long. NCBI's taxonomy places the organism in Eukaryota, Metazoa, Chordata, Mammalia, Artiodactyla, Cervidae. The record is from the annotation of a GenBank genome assembly.
AUGGCUUCUGGGGACCUUUACGAGGUCGAAAGGAUUGUAGACAAGAGGAAGAACAAAAAGGGGAAAUGGGAGUACCUGAUCAGGUGGAAAGGCUACGGGAGCACGGAGGACACUUGGGAGCCGGAGCACCACCUGCUCCACUGUGAGGAGUUCAUCGAUGAGUUCAACGGGCUGCACCUGGCCAAGGACAAGAGGCUCAAGUCGGGGAAGCAGUCCGGCGCCGCCAAGCUCCUGCGGGACGGCCGAGGACCCUCGGUCGAGAAGCUCCCCCACAGGCCCUCGGACGCCGGCAAGAGCAAAGGGACUUCCCACAAACGGAAGCGGAUCACCCCUUCCCUGUCCAAGCCCAAGAAAGGCUAUUCGGCCAAGCCCCCCGCGGCCGGGGACCGGGCCGCCAAGACGGUGUCUUACAGGACUACCCCCAGUGGCCUGCAAAUCAUGCCGCUGAAAAAGGCGCAGAACGGCAUGGAGAACGGGGACGCCGGCUCCGAGAAGGACGAGAGGCCCUUUGGAGACGGGUCCCACCAGCCUGACCUGGAUCUGAACGACGUGGGCGAGCAGGACCUGGGCGACUGUGACGGGAGCCCCGCGGCGCUGGCGGAGAAUGGGCUGGGCUCUGCGCUGACCAACGGGGGCCUCGGCCUGCACAGCCCGGUGAAGCGGAAGCUGGAAGCCGAGAAGGACUACGUCUUCGACAAGAGGCUCAGGUACAGCGUCCGCCAGAACGAGAGCAACUGUCGGUUUCGGGACAUCGUCGUGCGGAAGGAAGAGGGCUUCACGCACAUCCUGCUGUCCAGCCAGACCUCGGACAACAACGCGCUGACCCCCGAGAUCAUGAAGGAGGUGCGGCGUGCGCUCUGCAACGCAGCCACGGACGACAGCAAGCUGCUGCUGCUCAGCGCUGUGGGCAGCGUGUUCUGCAGUGGCCUGGAUUACUCCUACCUGAUUGGCAGGUUGUCCAGCGACCGGAGGAAGGAGAGCGCCCGGAUUGCAGAGGCCAUCAGGGACUUUGUGAAGGCCUUUAUCCAGUUCAAGAAGCCCAUCGUGGUGGCGAUCAACGGGCCCGCUCUGGGCCUGGGCGCCUCCAUCCUGCCCCUCUGUGACAUUGUGUGGGCCAGCGAGAAGGCCUGGUUCCAGACCCCGUACGCCACCAUCCGCCUCACGCCCGCCGGCUGCUCCUCCUACACCUUCCCCCAGAUCCUGGGUGUCGCCCUGGCCAACGAGAUGCUGUUCUGUGGGCGGAAGCUCACCGCGCAGGAGGCCUGUAGCAGAGGCCUCGUGUCCCAGGUGUUCUGGCCGACCACGUUCAGCCAGGAGGUCAUGCUGCGGGUCAAGGAGAUGGCCUCCUGCAGCGCGGUGGUGCUGGAGGAGUCAAAAUGCCUCGUGCGGAGCUUCCUGAAGUCGGCGCUUGAGGACGUGAACGAGAAAGAAUGCGUCAUGCUCAAGCAACUCUGGAGCUCCUCCAAAGGCCUGGAUUCCCUCUUCAGCUACCUGCAGGACAAAAUCUACGAAGUCUGA